Vombatus ursinus (common wombat) is the source of this 5226-nucleotide messenger RNA. It is a transcript of the gene CDK6, whose product is annotated as cyclin dependent kinase 6. Gene Ontology annotation, biological process: regulation of G2/M transition of mitotic cell cycle; protein phosphorylation; G1/S transition of mitotic cell cycle. The record is from RefSeq and is a predicted model, not a curated record. Lineage: Eukaryota; Metazoa; Chordata; Mammalia; Diprotodontia; Vombatidae. Bases 25 to 633 code for a protein of 202 amino acids. Gene Ontology annotation, cellular component: cyclin-dependent protein kinase holoenzyme complex; cytoplasm; nucleus. Gene Ontology annotation, molecular function: cyclin binding; ATP binding; cyclin-dependent protein serine/threonine kinase activity. The transcript has 5 exons.
UUGAUUGUGGAUUAUCUUUAGGACAUGAUGUUCCAGCUACUCCGAGGUCUGGAUUUUCUUCAUUCGCACCGAGUAGUACACCGGGAUCUGAAACCACAGAAUAUCCUUGUCACCAGCAAUGGACAGAUUAAAUUGGCUGAUUUUGGCCUUGCACGGAUCUACAGUUUUCAGAUGGCUCUUACCUCAGUGGUUGUCACUUUAUGGUACAGAGCACCUGAAGUCUUGCUUCAGUCCAGUUAUGCCACGCCAGUGGACCUAUGGAGUGUUGGCUGCAUAUUUGCAGAAAUGUUUCGUCGAAAGCCUCUUUUUCGUGGAAGUUCAGAUGUUGAUCAACUAGGAAAAAUCUUGGAUGUCAUUGGACUUCCAGGUGAAGAAGACUGGCCAAAUGAUGUGGCCCUUCCCAGGCAGGCUUUCAAUGCAAAAUCUCCCCAACCGAUUGAAAAGUUUGUAACAGAUAUCGAUGAGCUAGGCAAAGACUUACUUAUGAAGUGCUUGACAUUCAACCCGGCAAAGAGAAUUUCGGCUUGUGGUGCAUUGUCUCACCCGUAUUUCCAUGAUGUAGAGAAGCCUCAUGAGAAUGUGGACCCUCGGACAUCCCCCAGCCAAAGCAGCAGUGAGGGGAACAGCGCUUGAGGCCACGGAUUCUCUGAAGCUGAACUGACGACUGAGGGGGCCACCUCCCGGGGGAGGCCGAGCGGCUGCUGAUCACUUCUGGGCUUCUGGAGGCUUGGCCUCUCUCUUCUGGAUGGCGAUUUGUUUCUCCCGGGAAACUGGCCGAGUUUACUGUUUCCAAAUCAAUGCAAAAGCAAUUUUGAGCUUGAUGUUUGUGUGUCUGUUUGUUCGUUUGUUUGUUCAUUCGAAAUACCUGGAAAAACGAGACAAAAACAAAACAAAAAAAAAAAAAAAAACUCCAGAUGAAGAGAAGCUGCUGACCAGUUUUGCUGCCGUUUCUUUUGUCCAACAUCGAAUGCUGCCAGAGUGAAGUAGGAAUGAUUCAGUCACUGCCGAUUUCAGAUGUAAUCUCUCUAUAGCUGCUGGAGCCUGAUUUGGUACUCUUGAGUGUGUGUAGGGGUGUGUGUGGGUGGGUGUGCGUGUGUGCAUGUAUGUAUGCGUGUGUGUGCUUGUGGUCUCUUAAAGUGUUAUUUUUUUAACUACGUAGAAUAAUUGAAUUUUUAGAGGCUGGAGGGAAUGGAAUACAGAUGCAUCUAUUUACUGAAGAGAAAAUACCAGAAUUAGGGCUUCUCCAAUGAGAAAUAUGUGCCUGUGUUGACAACAUCUCCUUUCUGUUUAAAUGCAGUAAGUUUAUAAGGAGUGAAAGUGUUUAUUUCUACCUAGACAAAAGUGGAUGCACACUGAAAAAUUCAUCCUUGUCUUUCCAAUGCCCCUAUGAUUAUCUUUAAGGAAAGUAUUUCAAAAUACGUAAUAUCCUCUGCCCUCUUUGGAAAGCUGAUUUUAUUCGAUGCAAAUCUGUUUUGAUUGUACAACAUAAUUAUUUUUCUCUCAAAACAGGUCCCAAAAAUCAUUUCCCUACUUAUUAUUGACUUCAGGAAAUGUCCCUCUUUAAAAAAAAAAAAGUAAACGAAAAUGGCAAAAAAAAAAAAAGAGAGAGCCUUUGUUUUUCUGGUUUGCAACUUUUAAACAUUUUGUAAGGCCUCUGUUUUUAAAGCAUUUCCUAUUUUAGUUGAGAGAAUCCUUCUUUUCUAGCUGGUUACAGGAAUGCCCUAAGCGUUAUCUCUACAUGUUAACACUGUACUUUCUAUAAUGCACUGCCUUACUUGCAAAAUGUGUAUUGCAUAUUACCUCCUAGUGCCUAAGUACAUUACUGCCAGCUGGUUACUUACGUCAUUUUACACACUAUCUUCAUGUGUCAGACACACCUCUCGUUAUCUAUGGAAUAAGAUUGCAACUUCAUUACCCUAACUCUACAACCUUAUUCAGGCCUCAGUGGUCUUCCUCUCAAGGAUCAUACAUCAUGGUCCUGUGCUUUUGUAGCUUAAGGAGAUGAGUCGGUUACACAUGUCCCUCUAUGCCACCAGCAAAAAAAAUGUACAAACCAGUAGAGAAGAUGGCUUGAACCUAUAAUUUAGUAUUUUUACUUUGGUAAUACAAUAUAUUUUCAGUACAGCAUUUGUCUUUCAAAAAGGGCAAAAAGAAAAAAAAACCUUUAACUAUUUUUCAGGAAUAGCUUUCUACUCUACAAAAGCAAACAUUAGGUUUUCUUCCCAUUAGUGUUUCCUCUUGCUCUUUGGUUCGGGUUAGGGAUCCUUUAUGAAAGGCAUUCAGCCUAUUCCUGGUUCUUAGGCUCUUGAUCCCCCACUGCGAAUGGAGAUCUUUAUAUUGUGGCUAGUUCUGUAUUUUCCUGCUUCUUCAUGGUCCUCCACCUUAACCUUACGGAUAGCUGCUUUCAUGGCCACACACCCCCUCAGUCUUCUGCUCACGCACACUCUGUUUUCUAGUGACUAAUGUCUGAUAGCAAGAACAUAGCCAACCAACCGUCUUUGGAGAAAUAAGGUAGACUGUCACUUUUGCUUUUAGACUCUUGCUUUGAACAUACACAUCAGUUUAGAUUAUGUUCAGAGGCAGAAUUAUUAAAGAAUGGAUAAAUACCAGCCUGAGUCAGACUAAAAGACAGCAUGUAUACAUUUAUGCUUUUAAAAGCAUUAUAGUAUUCUUGAGAAAUAACAAUAUGCAGCUUCUUGGGGUAUGCAAAUAUAUGAAACUAUAGCAAAAGUAAAGGACAUCUAGGUUUGAGGAGUCACUUUUUAAAAUAAAAAAUACAUACACAUAGUGGUUGGCUUCAGUGAUACAAAGGAUGAAUUCUCCUUUGAAAUAAAGUGAGGUGGCAUCUAAGAAGAAUAUUUCACAUGUUUUUCAGUAUUUCAACAUCAGUAACUGGGUUUUUGGCCAUUGGCAUUAAUCCUUGAAAUAAAAUUAUCUUGAAAGUGGUCUAAAUAAUACCAAAUAUGACCAGGAAUGGUGCAAAUUUUGCUUUUCUUUGGGGCACUGAGUUAAAACAAACAGGAGGACCUGUUUUAUCCUAUCAUAAACUUGAGUUAAGGAACUUUCUUCCUUGCUACUACAUGAGCUUCUAAGUUAGCCUCCAUCUAGCCAUCACUUAGGCAAAAGUUUGAGUCACAAAGUUAGCAUGAGAAAAAACACAAGUGUGCUGUGCGCUCUUGUGCUUGUUUUUUAAUUGGCUUAGGAAGUUUGCUUUUCCUUUCUAACAUUUACCAUUGACUUAAUUUUUUAGUUUUUAAUGAGAUUUUAAAAAAACACAUAUUUUGGCCCAACAUCCUUCCCAAAAUUAGACCCUGGUAACACAAAAUAAGAUAAAGCAAUUCACCUUCUUGUGUUAUCCCAUCAGUCAGGCUUAACCCUUAUCUCUUCUGUUAAUUCAUAUAUUGGACCAGCAAGACUCUUUGGUCAUUUUGUGCUUGUGGUGGUCACCUCCAUGUUCACCAUUUCCUGAUUGAGGGUCCACACCAGGCCCCAUUGCUUUCAAGGAGAGGUUUUUCCCAAAUCCUCCAGAAAAGCACUGAGUUUUUACUCUUCUGGAAAACAUUGUUUCAUAGAUCUUUGCUAAUGCCAAGAAGCCAGGGACAUAUCAGAACUCAAAAUACCCAUUAAGCCUUAUCUAAAAAUCCAUGUAACAAAUUAGAAAUACUUGGCAGAUUGAAGCUAAGUGUGAAGACUCUUGUCGGCCUGGUGAAAAAAUGUACACAAUGUUUCCCAUGUUACAUUGAAAGAGAACUAUAUAAUGUUUUAUACUGGGUGGCCAUUGCCUUUUGCCAAAAGCUUCUGUAGCAAAGUAAAGAUAAAGAAAAUACAGCACAGGGCAGAGUUUUAUGGUUAGUCCUGGACAAUUAGAGUGAAUCAAAGCCUGGUGUCCAGUCUUACGAGUUAUAUGAUAUGUCAAAGAGGUAAAAACCUAACCUAAAGGAAAGAGGCUCACAGGAAACUAAGGCAAAAGGGAUGGGAUUCUCCCAUUUUGUUUCUGUUCUGAAGUCAACGGAAACUUGGGAGUUCAAGGAGGAGGAAUCUUGUGGGCAGACUCACCCCCUCUCCUCUCAUAGUUUCCUUUUAACAAGCAUGCAUCUUGGAUUUCAGGCCUUCUAGCCCCCAGGGGGCUCUCACCAGAAAAGAUCAGAAUUAUCCAACCUAAGAAUAGAAUCUUGGCAUCUUGUUAACUUGUAGGAGGUACCGUACUUAAGAUCUCUAGUAUAAAAAAGGUCCAGGAUUACAACUGGAGCAGUCCAUUUUUUAUCUUGUUUGGUUGGGGGUUUUUUGUUUUGUUCCUUUUUUUAUUGAGAAAUUUCUCUUUAGUUUGUGACAGAAAUAUAUCAAUACCUUGCUAGGGAAAUUCUUUUAGACAUACCAGAUACUUUUCUCCUUAAAUUAUGUAUUUGGUAUUAUGGUUCUUGGUUACACACUGUGGACCUUCCGCCCAAGUAAAUGUUGCAUGCGGAGUGUCAGAGUACCAGUAUUAGCAAUCCCUGUUGGAUCAUAGAAACAAAAUCAUGUAGAACUUCCUAACAACACAGCAUACAUUAAAAUUCAGCUUACCAAGGACAGCAUUAUUUCCUUUCCCUUCUUAGAAGAUUCAAGUAUUUUUGUAUUAAAUAUGCCAGACCACAUAUCUUCAAUUUCACUCCAAAGUGUAGCCCUUGAGGUCACAUCAACUAUAUCAAAACCCAGAAGCUGUUAAAUUGUUUGAUGUGGCAGACGAUGCUUAGAGGGACCACCAUUGUUCGCCAUUUUGGUUCAUUCUUUCUUACGAAAAGAAUUAACCUUAGAAAGAAAAUGUCGUUAUAGAAUCUUAGGUACUGAAGGAUUUUUUUUAGAGGAGUGAAACCUUUAGAUUGAGAGAUAAAUAAGAUGUCAUUUGUUUAAACACUUUUGUAAAAAUAUGAGUUAUAAAAACAAUGGAGAAAGUUAGAGGAAGUUCAGAAGAAAAAAGGAAAGUAUCCAGAGGCCAUGUUUGUAUCAAAGUAUACAUAUUGCUAGCAUGUUUUGUAAGAAUAAGUUAAAAUUCUGAUGGAAACUCUGAAUUUAGUAUACUCUAAAGAGCUUUCUUGGAGAAACUGAUCCUAGGUUCCAAGAUGUUCAGUUUUUUAUCAUAGUUAUCUUCAUUCAUUUAGUUGAGUAAAAUGAGUCAGCCUGUAAUUUCGUGGCCCAAAAAAAAAAAAAGUUCAAACUAAGCUUGUGGCUCGUAAUUUAAAAUGCUAA